CCCUCACUCAGAGGCCACUAAAGGAGCCCCACUUCCUUCUCUGGUUUCUUCCAAGGGAAUAGAUAUACCAGGAAGGAGAGGCUUGGGGCAGGGAGAAGGAAAGGGAAAUGGAUCCCUUUAAAAGACCCCACAUGAUCUAACAUGGAAGAAAGCCACAGAAGCUGGAAGAGCAGAGAAGCUUCCACAGGCUAGCCAGGCCAUGUCACAACAGAAUCAGCAAAGUCAGGGGUCUCCGAGUGCUCUCAGAUGCCCCCCUCCCCAACGCCUGACUCCUUUCCCAGUUUCCUGCUCUGCUCCUUGCCCUCCGUAUGCAGCGCACUGUGGUUCUGAUUCCCAAAGGCCCCGGGAUCAGAGCUCAGCUGGCUAUUGGAGAGCUCUCCGGAAGCCCCGCUGCCUCAGGGGUGGCACAACCCACCGUAUCAAGGAGGAGGAGUGUUGAGGAGUGUUAAGGUGACUGGCCCACCCUGGUCUCCUGCACUCAUUCUGCGGGAAGCACAGUCUCCUCCCUUGCACUUGGGCUCCUGGCGCCCCUACACUUAGGAGGCGAGCACUCUGCUAAGCUGUACUUCUGCUUCUGUCUCCCACCCAACCCUUCAGCUCAGCACCAACACCGUUGCUCUGGAGCCAUGGCUGCUGUAAACACUUGGGGUCUCCGCUCAGACAUGCUAACACCUCUGCUGGUGCAGGCGGCCUCCCUUGCUUUUCUCCUAAGAGAGACAGGUGGCUUGAGACUUCUGUCUGAGUUCUCAGCAUCCUCACUGCCAUUGUCCUUUGUCAUCCCCCGAUCCUAGCAUUGAAGGCUUCAGUGUAAUAAACAAGUGUUCAA
Messenger RNA from Capra hircus (goat), 826 nucleotides. RefSeq lists its product as uncharacterized. The transcript has 2 exons. NCBI's taxonomy places the organism in Eukaryota, Metazoa, Chordata, Mammalia, Artiodactyla, Bovidae. Bases 200 to 439 code for a protein of 79 amino acids. The record is from RefSeq and is a predicted model, not a curated record.